AUGUCGGAUCAAAAAUUAAAAGAUAAAAUAAAAGAACUGGAGGCUCAACAAAAGGAAUGGUUGAAAUCGCAAAGUGAAUUUGAAAAAGAGAAGAAGCAGUUAAUGGUGGAACGACAGAACUUGGCUAAAGAAAGUCAAAGAAAGGAUCCUUGUGGCAAGAGACGAUCACCAAUAGUCAUUGGUAGUAUCACAGAAUUUUCGCUAAACGAUGAUUGGGACUUAUGGUCGGAAAGGCUCCAUCAUUAUUUCGUGGCGAUCGACGUUUCGGAUGAAAAAAAGGUUUCAUUGUUCCUGACGCUCAUCGCGGCGGAGGGGUACGCUCUUUUAAGGAAUUUGUGCAUGCCUACAGCGUCAUCUACAAGGACGUUGGAGGAACUAUUAAAGGUUAUAGCGGACCAUUUACAACCAAAACCUAGCAUUAUUUUCGAGAGGUACAAAUUCAAGGAGUGCAAACAGAAAGAUGGCGAGAAUGUGAAGAAAUUUAUCGCAAAUCUCAAAAGAUUAUCGCUGAAUUGCGAAUUUGGAAGACAGUCUACGCGAUCAGCUGGUCUGGGGAAUUUCAAAUGAAUCAA
This is a messenger RNA of Leptopilina boulardi, 572 nucleotides long. RefSeq lists its product as uncharacterized. The transcript is spliced from 2 exons. The record is from RefSeq and is a predicted model, not a curated record. NCBI's taxonomy places the organism in Eukaryota, Metazoa, Arthropoda, Insecta, Hymenoptera, Figitidae. Bases 1 to 567 code for a protein of 188 amino acids.